This is a messenger RNA of Sceloporus undulatus (fence lizard), 2817 nucleotides long. RefSeq names its product E3 ubiquitin-protein ligase RNF170-like. NCBI's taxonomy places the organism in Eukaryota, Metazoa, Chordata, Lepidosauria, Squamata, Phrynosomatidae. The transcript has 7 exons. The record is from RefSeq and is a predicted model, not a curated record. Gene Ontology annotation, molecular function: ubiquitin protein ligase activity. Bases 602 to 1342 code for a protein of 246 amino acids.
ACAGUUGUAAACCACAUAGAGACUGUUUAGUGUGGUAUGAAGUGGUAUAUAAAUGAAGCAGCUAUUAUCAAAUUUGCAAAAUAUAUCCUUAAGCAACUUCAUAGAUGAAAGUAAUAGUCCCUUUCUUGAGUUCUGUAAUCUCACUGCUUUUCUUUUUCUUUUUGGUAAAUCUGGAAAGGGUUAUUUCCACUACUACUAUUUAGAAACCCUGGCAAAACCUUGACAUUAGUCAAGCAGGUUAAUUAUUAACUUAACGAAAUGGCCUGCCUUAAUGAAGUAUGUGUGGGCAGUGUCCCAUAUCACAACACUCUGCUGUCAGCUGAGUGGAGAGAGAACACCACCAGCUUUUAAAGAAGCUGCUCAGACACUUCUGCCGAUGUGGGAGUGAUACAUGGCUCAUUGUACAAAUCUUUUGGGACCAGAUGCUGGACUUAGUUCAAGAUAAACAGAGGGCAGAUCUGUUGCUUUUUUUAAACCAACAGUCAUUUUAAACUACAGAUGGAGGUCUCAGGUCAAGAGAUAAGGAAGCAGCUUCUUUUGACCUGAUUUGUGUGCUGACUGGAGACUGCUCAUAUUCACAGACUCUUUACACUGUUGAAACAUGUCUGCAGGCUCUGCUAAAGAUUGGAGACUUACUAGAUUUCUUAAUUUAAAGUCAAGACAUGAGUCCUCUGGAACAAAAUUAUUCUCCUCCGUCCUCGAAAAACCACAUUGUAAGUUUUCAAAUCUGCAAUGUUUUAAGGAAUCUCUUAGACAGUGGAAGAGAUAUUACCAUGCUGAUGUGACCUGCCCUAUCUGCCUCCAGCUACCUACCUUCCCCAUAGAAACCAAUUGUGGGCAUUUAUUUUGUGGUUCCUGUCUGAUUGAAUACUGGAAACAUGGAUCUUGGCUAGGUGCAAUCAGCUGCCCACUCUGCAGACAGAAAGUUAUUCUUCUGUACAAUAUCUCUUGUGAAAAUCAUCCUGACAAGCACAGCAAACAGACUGUGUAUGACAUCAGAGAUUACAACAAACGCUUCUCAGGACAACCUCGGCCUUUUACAGAUUAUCUUUAUGACAUGCCACUUCUUCUCAAUUUUGCCCUAAGAGGAAUCUUCACACUGGGUGGACUUGUGGGGAUCUUCUUCCUCAGAGUUGUCGUCUGCUCUUUUGGAACCAUCAUGUGCUUAACUUCUCCAUUUGACAUGAUGCCAGAACCGCUUUGUGGAAUCCUGGGUGCAGUGGAUGAUCUAGUUGUUAUAUUUCUACUUUUAAUUUGCAUGAUAAACAUUUCCUCACAAAUGGAAUCAGAAGGGGCAAACAUUACAAACUCUACUACACAGAACAUUCUAUUGGAAGCAUAAUAGACUGGGUAACUAUUCAUAAGGAGAAAACCCACCACAAUGACCCCUCCUAAGAUCUGGAAGAAACAGACUUAGCUUUGAAGAAUGGUUGAUGCACUAAUGUUGAGUUUACAAGACAGAAACAUAUGACAUGUUAGGUGGAAGAUAUGAAUUUAACUGAAGUAAUGGACUAACACCCAAUGCAAGUUUUAAGAGAUGCACUGCUAUUGCUCUAAUAAGGCUUUUUCACAUUUGUAGUAUUUGGGGUGACUUCUGGGAGGCCAAACAGGAAAAAGCUUCCCUUAUUGUUUCACAACUCAUGAGCACAAAUGUGGUUAGAAAAAAAAAGUCAGGUAUAUAUAUUUAAACAAAUUAUUACUAUAGCACCAUCAAAAUGACUUUCAUGUUUCUGACAAACACAGGAAAAAUGUGACUGGGGCAUUCAGCAGCUUAUUUUAUUUACAUGACCCUUUGUAUGAUACGUAUUAUUACAGAUACAUGUAUAGAGGCAUUGGGAUUUGUAUGUAUUAGUUUUAGCAAUAGUUUUAUCAAGUAUAUCCAAUGUUGGUUGAAUGGAUUUUCAUUGUGCAAUGCCAUUUUCUUCUCCAUACUUCCCCUCCAUUUUUUCUGUGAGGUCCCCCUAACCUCCUGCAGAAAUUUUGGGGGAAAUGGGGCGUGUGAAAGAAAGAGAAUAUCUGUUCCAUUGUUGCAUGCCAUUCCAUUGCCAGAUGGCUGUCCUACUGCCUCAUAUCAACCAUAGGUUAUAAAUGAAAACCAAUACCCAAGAAGAGGGGAGAAAUGAUUAUAUGAAUCAGAUAACGAACAUGAUUAUCUGGCUCAUUUGCACCUGAACACCCAAACAUCUUUUAAAAUACCUUCUGUAUGCUGAGUUGUGUCUUUUGGUUUGUUUCUUGGUUUCCAAGGAGACUUUAUAUAUUGUAUGCAGUUCCAUAUACAUCCUUGAAAAACACGGCUAUAUCUUUGAAUUCUACCUCCUUGAGAAUAACUUUAUCAACAGAACUAUGGGCAGCCUGUGAUCUGAUAGAAGCACUAAUGUCUUAAAUCAAAGCAGACUGCUAUAUACAUAUGAAGAAAAUUAAAAUUACUAGUAAUGGAAGAAAACUCUCAGUACACUGUAAAAGUAAACUCUUACCUCUUUGUAUUAUGAAAUGACUGUUAUAGAUUUUUUUAUGUAGUGUCUGUACAUAAGAAAGUGUGCAUAUAAAUAUUUAUUGUUCACAGUGUUCUGGAUCUUUCAAUGUUUCUUCUUUCAACAUGCACAUAAAGAUAAUUUAAAAAGACAGUCUGUGAAACAGUAUGCAUGAGUUUACAGAUGGAGGACAAGCAGCAAGAAAAGAAAUGAGGACAAGGCAUGUUCAGGGAUACACUGUUUGCAGUCAAACCACUGACCAUUUGUACAGGCAGGAGCUCUGGGGGGGGCCGCAAUAUGAAUAGUUUCUUCUUGUUGUUACCUGUGUAACUAGCUGUGAUUCAGC